Messenger RNA from Hippocampus zosterae (dwarf seahorse), 3698 nucleotides. RefSeq names its product kynureninase (gene kynu). Gene Ontology annotation, molecular function: pyridoxal phosphate binding; kynureninase activity. Gene Ontology annotation, cellular component: cytoplasm. The transcript has 14 exons. The record is from RefSeq and is a predicted model, not a curated record. The coding region runs from base 267 to 1658 and encodes 463 amino acids. Gene Ontology annotation, biological process: NAD+ biosynthetic process. NCBI's taxonomy places the organism in Eukaryota, Metazoa, Chordata, Actinopteri, Syngnathiformes, Syngnathidae.
GGACCAAUUGAGACAAUAAUGAUCGUUUCCUGCUGUGCACAUGAUGAGCUCUCGCCAGAUCACCGAAAUAGACAUGUAAACAUCCAAGUUACAUGAAGACUUUGACUGACAAGUAGUGCACUCAAUGAAGCACGUUUGAGUUGGAGGUCAUAACAAUUAUUAACUGGAAGGAAAGAUUCAGGGGUGAAAGAGCACCUCUGGAUCAGAUUAUUGGCUACCGGCAGAAGAGAAACAUCUGCAAAUCAACUGCUGACCGAGAAGCAGCAAUGGAGCAGAUCUGUGGCUUGACUGUGAGAGAAACUGUGGAGAAGGUGGCCGCUUCGCUGGGCUGCCCGACGACUUCUGAACGGGUGGCCGCCUUCUUGGACGACCAUGACGAAUUAAGACACCUAAGAGAGAACUUUUUCAUGCCCAAAAUAGCAGAUUUGCCUACCUCGGAUCUGUCGCUGGUAGAUGGCGCCAAAGACAGCAUCUAUCUGGUUGGCAACUCGCUGGGCCUGCAGCCCAAAAUGGUCAAGAAGUACUUGGAGGAAGAGCUGGACAAGUGGGCCAAAAUGGGCGUGCACGGCCAUAUGCAGGGGUCACGACCUUGGGCCUGGGCUGAGAACAACAUGGAGGUGCUCAUGGCGAGACUUGUCGGAGCGCACCCAGAAGAGGUUGCGUUGAUGAACGGGUUGACGGUCAACCUACACCUCCUGAUGCUUUCCUUCUACCAACCCACGGCUGCGCGGCACAAGAUACUUCUGGAAGACAAAGCCUUCCCUUCGGACCAUUACGCUGCCGAAUCUCAGAUCCGACUACGAGGAUUUGACCCUGAGCAGAGCAUGUUGCUGCUGAAGCCUAGACCGGGGGAGGAGACUCUACGAACAGAGGACAUCCUGGACGUGAUCGAGAAAGAGGGCGCCUCUGUGGCAUUAGUGAUGCUCAGUGGAGUUCAGUACUACACUGGUCAGCUGUUCAACAUGGCCGCCAUCACCAAGGCUGCCCAGAACAAGGGCUGCUUGGUGGGCUUCGACCUGGCCCACGCAGCAGGAAACGUUGAGCUGAAGCUGCACGAUUGGGGCGUGGACUUUGCUUGUUGGUGCUCUUACAAGUAUUUAAACUCCGGUUGCGGUGGGAUCGCUGGGGCGUUCGUCCAUGAGAAACAUCAGUACACCAUCAAAGCUGCGCUGACGGGGUGGUGGGGUCAUGACUUAAAAACUCGUUUCCAGAUGAGCAAUGAGUUGGAGCUGCAACCCGGAGUGAAAGGCUUCAGACUGUCCAACCAGCCCGUUCUCCUUGUGUGCGCCCUGCAGGCCAGUUUGGAGGUUUUUAACAUGACCAGCAUGCAGCUACUACGCAGGAAGUCCCUGUUGCUAACGGGCUACUUAGAGUAUCUAAUUGGCCACUACUAUAAUGAGGAUCCCUCCCAAGCCUGCAAACCUCACGUGCGCAUCAUCACGCCAUCUGACCCGCAGCAGAGAGGCUGCCAGCUGUCACUCUGCUUCUCUGUGCCCAUCCAAAGAAUCUUCCAUCAGCUGGAGAAGAGGGGUGUGGUUUGUGACAUGCGUCAACCGAGUGUGCUGCGCAUCGCCCCGGUGCCACUCUACAACUCCUUCAGUGACGUCCAUCGCUUCAUCCAAAGUUUGGAAGCGUCUGUGGCCGCCAGCUGCCAGUGAGCCACCUGCAGUCAGCAAGUCCAAAAAGACUCUUAAAAAGACGAAAUAAACAAAUUAAAAUAAAACAAAAAACGAUGAACUUUUUAUUUUCAUCGCUUGCUCUAUAACACUACGUCAAAACAAAAAAAAAUAGAACUCAACACAGUAUGCAUUCAAGCUUAAAAACAAAAACAAAGUGCCACCAAAUUGUGUGAGCGUGGGGCCCCAAAUUUCAUGGUCGAUAAAGUGUCACAGAAGAGCAGGACAAAUCUGACGGCCCAAAUUAAUGAUGAAAAAAAAUUGUGUUCUUGCUAACCACUACUCACUAGGUACUCGAAAUUUCCUUUCCAAAUCCAUAACCCCAUUUGCCUGCCAUAUGUGCCCUGGGAUAGACUGGCAACCAAUACUUGGUGUAGUCAAAUCAACAUCUAGUACCGGUACUUACUUCAAGAGAAGAUUCUGGAGAUUAAACACAAGAGUCAAGAUUUGUAUUUGUAUAGAUAUUUCUUUUUUAUUAAUCAUUUGUUAUUCAACAGUAUAAGAAAAGCUCCAGCUAUUAAUAAUUUCCAAAAUAGAGUAAUUUAAAAGUUCUCACUGAUGAAUCACAAAAAUCAUCGUGAAUUGUGAUUACAUGUAUUGCAAGUUGUCUAAUCUGUCUACAUUUUAAACAAUGCAGUGAUCGGCAGCAAAAGAAAAGAAAUUGUCGAAAUGAUUGUGUCAGAGUGCCACAUCGAUAUUUCUUUCUUCAAAUAUUGCCUGACAACACGUAAAGCUAAAUACUGUUUGUCUAUAAACAUUCUAUUGUAAAAAUUCCAUUACAGUCACCUUUUUGCUAUUUUUUAAAAUACAAAGCAGCUCAACAAGACAAUGUGAUUACGGUAACUGAAGUCACACAAACUUCACACAAUCUGGGUGCAAUCCACACAAAUUAUAUGUACGGUAUAUAUAUAUAUAUGUGUGUGUGCAACUUUUUCAAAGAGCUUCAAGAGAACCAUGGCACAGAAGAUUCAACACUAAAAGACUUUCACAGAAGGAAUGUGUCGGUUGUACUUUCAAAUCUUUAUGCUUAAAGAUGAUCACCGCGGAAUGAAGUCAAGAUUGCCUGUUACUGUUAUUUGCAUCAAGCUUCUGACCACUUCACUCUUUUUACUGUUCAGUUGCAGUUAAGAGUAUGACAUUCGGACAACCCUUUGUGGAUUUUCAACUCAGAACCUUUCUAAAACAGGCUAUAAAAAACAAAAACAAAUGAAAAACUGUCCCUAAAUCACUAAUUGCAUGCGGGAAAAGAGAACAAUUAAUUUCCAGUGACACUUAAAAAACUGAUGCUAAAAUUACAAAAGAAUCUAUGAUCAAACACAUGCUAAUAGUUAAUAGUUAAUGUCGAGGAGGCAGUUUUCAAUUAAUAUAUAUUUUUUUAAUUUCAUAUUUACUGUCAUUAUGACUUGGCAGUCCCAAAAAAGCUAUAUAAUAAUAAGGUGCUUACAAGGAGACAGGUCAACUGUUGGCCACAUCGUGUGCCUGCUCUGAGUGCAUAACAAAUGAUGGACACCUUGUAAGUUAUGCCUUCUCUCAGUUAGUUGUUUUUCCUCGGGUAAGGUGUUUUCUUGCUCGUCACAUAAUAGGCACAAGAGGGCCAGAGACGAUCAUUGAUCGUUUACUGCUGUCUGGUAAUCCAGUUUUGACAAAUAUGACAACGUUUUUUGUUUUGUUUUUUAAUGAAAAUGUCAAACUUUUUUGAACGAAAAUUUUAAACUCCCACUUUAAGCAAACCAUCUUGAUGUUGAAACUGUAAUGAUGGAAAAUAAAGCUUCAAAUUUGCUUCAUGGACCAAUUGUUGUAUGUUGAAUCCUCCAGAUGGCACUGUUGGUUUAAAUGAAGAGGUUAAAGAAAUGACCAUUUGAAGUAAUGACUUUCAUAUUUGAAAUAAUGUGCUUUCAGCUCGAUGUUGAACACAGAGUGCCAUCAAGAGAAAUAAAAAAGAAAAUACAACUGGUUCAUGAAGCAAAUGUGACGCUUCAUUUUCCAAACAUUAGAAUACUGUUAAAAAAAUAAUAAUAAUAA